Molecule: messenger RNA, 720 nt
Organism: Phaedon cochleariae (mustard beetle)
Lineage: Eukaryota; Metazoa; Arthropoda; Insecta; Coleoptera; Chrysomelidae
Source: the annotation of a GenBank genome assembly
AUGGUGGUAUCAUUGAUACAAUAUUUCGAAAAUGAACGUGAUAACGAUGGCCCAUUACUUCUUCUGACUGCUGUGAGAGAUAGAGUAGCUGCUGCAUUAAAAAUAAGUAUCACUACUGUAUGGAUAAUAUCUGCCAAACAGGAACAUGGUAAUGAUUUGGCUGGCCCCAAAAAGAACAGAGAAAGAGAAACACCCAUUUUAGACCUUAAUGAUGGGCUAAAAUAUUCUUUAACUAGAAACAAGCCACCCCCUGUUUAUAUGGCAGAAACUCUUGCAGAACACUAUGGUCAGGUACUGAGACUUCCACCAUACCACUGUAUUUUCAAGCCAAUUGAAAUGAUAUGGGAGAUCACCAACACGUAUUAUAGAGAUCAUGUUGGCCAGCAUGGGAGUUCUGUGGUAACAUCUCUGGAUAUGUGGAAAGAGUCUCUGAGGCAUACUCCAGAAAUAUGGGCCAACAGUGUUCGCCAUACUGAACAAAUAAUUCAAAGUUGGUGGGAGAGAGAAAAUAUUUUAGAUUCACAAGAUAUUCCACAAGUUAUUAUAAAUGUAGGAGAGGAUGAUUCUGAUGAUAGAAACCGAUCCAAACCCAUCGAAGAGGUCAUCCACAUCACGGAUUCCAAUAAUUUACGACCGAGACGAGAAACAAAACCAUCGACUUUCGCCGCGGCGCUCACUGCUGACCUUAUUUACGGCCCCUCUAGUUUGAACCCGAACUGA